AUCCAUCUUGGUUUUCAUAGCCAAGGGCAGAGCAAACAGCAUAUAUCUUAGGGUGGAAGAUGGAUAAAUAAUUCUGUCACACGGCCCUGGCCUCUGGAGCUCAGCUGCGAGUCCAUGUCGAGGGAAUCUUAGCAUCUGGGACCAAGACACUUUACAGCAAUCAUCACCCUUUGCAGAGGAGGUGAGAUCACCAGGACUCAUCUGCCAUUUCAGACCUUUUGCUGCUACCUGCCAGGUGGCCCCCACUGCUGACAAGAGAUGGUGGAUCUCCCAGUCUCCCUGGACUCCUUGAAGCCAGUAUCUCUGACCAGCAGUCUUGUCUUCCUCAUGCACCUCCUCCUCCUUCAGCCUGGGGAGCCGAGCUCAGAGGUCAAGGUGCUAGGCCCUGAGUAUCCCAUCCUGGCCCUCGUCGGGGAGGAGGUGGAGUUCCUGUGCCACCUGUGGCCACAGCUGGAUGCCCAGAAAAUGGAGAUCUGCUGGUUCCAGAGCCACACCUUAAAUGUGGUACACCUGUACCAGGAGCAGCAGGAGCUCCCUGGCAGGCAGAUGCAGGCGUUCCGGAACAGGACCAAGUUGGUCAAGGACGACAUCGCCUAUGGCAGCGUGGUCCUGCAGCUUCACAGCAUCGUCCCCUCCGACAAGGGCAUAUAUGGCUGCCGCUUCCACUCCGACAACUUCUCUGGCGAAGCUUUCUGGGAACUGGAGGUAGCAGCGCUGGGCUCAGACCCUCACCUCUCCCUUGAGGGCUUCAAGGAAGGAGGCAUUCAGCUGAGGCUCAGAUCCAGUGGCUGGUACCCCAAGCCUAAGGUUCAGUGGAGAGACCACCAGGGACAGUGCCUGCCUCCAGAGUUUGAAGCCAUCGUCUGGGAUGCCCAGGGCCUGUUCAGUCUGGAAACAUCUGUGGUUGUCCGAGAGGGAGCCCUCAGCAACGUGUCCGUCUCCAUCCAGAAUCUCCUCUUGAGCCAGAAGAAAGAGUUCGUGGUCCAGAUAGCAGACGUGUUUGUACCCGGAGCCUCUCCGUGGAAGAGCGCGUUCGUCGCGACCCUGCCGCCGCUGCUGUUGGUCCUCGCGGCGCUGGCCCUGGGCUUCCUCCAGAAGCAGCGGAGAAGCCGAGAAAAGCUGAAGAAGCAGGCGGAGAAGAGACAAGAGAAGCUCACUGCAGAGCUGGAAAAGCUUCAGACAGAGCUUGACUGGAGACGGGCUGAAGGCCAGGCUGAGUGGAGAGCAGCCCAAAAAUAUGCAGUGGAUGUGACUCUGGACCCGGCCUCGGCGCACCCCAGCCUGCAGGUGUCGGAGGAUGGCAAGAGCGUGUCUUCCCGCGGGGCGCCGCCAGCCCCGGCGCCUAGCCACCCGCAGCGGUUCUCGGAGCAGACGUGCGCGCUGAGCCUGGAGCGGUUCUCCGCCGGCCGCCACUACUGGGAGGUGCACGUGGGCCGCCGCAGCCGCUGGUUCCUGGGCGCCUGCCUGGCCGCGGUGCCGCGCGCGGGGCCUGCGCGCCUGAGCCCUGCGGCCGGCUACUGGGUGCUGGGGCUGUGGAACGGCUGCGAGUACUUCGUCCUGGCCCCGCACCGCGUCGCGCUCACCCUGCGCGUGCCCCCGCGGCGCCUGGGCGUCUUCCUGGACUACGAGGCCGGAAAGCUGUCCUUCUUCAACGUGUCCGACGGCUCCCACAUCUUCACCUUCCACGACACCUUCUCGGGCGCGCUCUGUGCGUACUUCAGGCCCAGGGCCCACGACGGCGGCGAACAUCCGGAUCCCCUGACCAUCUGCCCGCUGCCGGUUAGAGGGACGUGCGUCCCCGAAGAGAACGACAGUGACACCUGGCUACAGCCCUAUGAGCCCGCGGACCCCGCCCUGGACUGGUGGUGAGGCGCCCUCGUGGCCGCAGGACUGGCCCCGGGAGGCUCCCUGGAUCCCAGGCCAGCGCUUUGCUCUCCUGCUCCGUCUGAAGGGAGCAGGUGCACCAGCCAAAAUGUCAGCGAGGGGGACAAAGAGAGAGACCUUUGCCUACGUAGAUGUGUAUGUGUAAUGCGAUUUUCUUCAAGGAAAGGAGACAAGUCAAAGCUCGUUUGUGGAUUGUGGGACUGAGCGAAGGAGUACAAAUAUAUCCACGUCGCUGAGAGCCGGGAUGCUCACGGUGGGCGGUGCGAAAGAAGCCAGCAUGGAAGAAAAAAGGGAGAAAACUUUGGCGACUGCAUUAGAGGGAUCAGUUAAUUUGUAUAGUUUUAUAUUUUUUGUAUAUGUUUGCUAGCUCUAAAAAGGUCGAGAUGCAAUAACACUUCGUAAGCAACGAGUUCACCUAAGUAAGGCUCAGAUCCUAGUUUUAAAUACCAUUUCCCAUUAAAAUGAAGUCGGAGGAACAGCUGCUUCUGGGGCCGGGGCAAAAAUUUCAAGGUGAGCCUGGAGCAUUGUGUGUGGUAAAGUAAAAUAAGGGCUCAAAACGUGACGGCAACCCGGCAAAAGGGUAGGGAGCCAGGCUGAAGGGGCCUCACUGACCAAUUGUGGGACAAUUUGAACAUCAGGAUGAAUAAUGACAGGAGAGAUUAUAACACACUGAAUAGAAACAUAAUCCAUGAGUUCAUGCUGAUACUCAAAUUUCUUUUUAAAAAGGAGAAACAGGAAGGUUUCUUUUGGAGGUGAAAUCUAAUUAUUGGUGAGAGUCUUUUGGAGAACAGGCUGUUUCCAGUCUCAAAGCAGUAACCUUAUACACUACUUAUAAGUUUGAAAGGGGAAAGGUUACCUUUACAAUGGAGACAUCUACCAGAUCAUCCAAGUGAUUAAAUUUAACAUCAUCAAUGAUGGGACCAAGGACAUUAUUAGUUUGACAAUUGGGGAAAAUGAAACAGGAACAGGAUAUCAUUGGAGAAGUGUUCUUCACCCCCUACCCCCAAGACAGUCUCUCUGUCGGCCAGGCUGGAGUGCAGCCUCAACCUCCCGGGCCCAAGUGAUCCUCCCACCUCAGCACACAACACCAUGCCCAGCUAAUUUUAAGUGCGUUAUACAGACGGGGGUCUCACUUUGUUACCCAGGCUGGUCUCAAACUCCUGCGCUCAAGCAAUCCUCCCACCUGGGCUUCCCAAAAUGCUGGGUGUACAGGUGUGAGCCGCUGUGCCCGGCUUCAUUUUCAGAGUGAGACAUUUGUACUGUGGCUAUGUAGGAGAACAUUCUUAUUCUUAGCAAACAUACUGAAGUUUUUAGAUAUUAAUUACCACAGUGUCUGCCACUGAAUUUCCAGUGACUAAGUGGAAAAAUAUAAAACAUAUGAAUAUAAAGAAAGAGACAAGUCAAAUGUAGCAAAAUGACAACACUUGGUGACUCUAGGUGACUGGUCGACAGAUGUUCAUUGUAUUAUCAAUGUGGCUUUGCUGUGGGUUUGAAAUUUUGCAAACUAAGAGUUGGGUGGCGGGGAGAAGGAUACACCAAAAAACUAAGUGAUUAUCUUUGGAUGGGAAAAUGUUUGGUAAUUGCAUUCUUAAAAUGUCUUCUUUGUAUUUUUUAAUGUUCAAUAAUGUAUAUGUAUCAGUUCUGUAAUAAAGGGGAAAACACUGUUGU
Molecule: messenger RNA, 3552 nt
Organism: Gorilla gorilla gorilla (western lowland gorilla)
Lineage: Eukaryota; Metazoa; Chordata; Mammalia; Primates; Hominidae
Gene: BTNL9
Product: butyrophilin like 9
Exons: 11
Coding region: 259-1869 (536 amino acids)
Biological process (GO): regulation of cytokine production; T cell receptor signaling pathway
Cellular component (GO): external side of plasma membrane
Molecular function (GO): signaling receptor binding
Source: RefSeq, a predicted model, not a curated record